Messenger RNA from Guyanagaster necrorhizus, 971 nucleotides. RefSeq lists its product as uncharacterized. NCBI's taxonomy places the organism in Eukaryota, Fungi, Basidiomycota, Agaricomycetes, Agaricales, Physalacriaceae. The record is from RefSeq and is a predicted model, not a curated record. The transcript has a single exon. Bases 101 to 652 code for a protein of 183 amino acids.
CAUCCGUUCACAAAUUGAUGUAAGCUUCCUAAUAAAUAACCCUGGCGUUGACUGCCGUUUCGGGAUGUAGACCUCUCGGCCCGAGAGCCGUAGCGCGUCUAUGGCGUGGGAAGCCCAGGAAUUUUUUUUGCCAUCGAACAUGUUCCGGCUUGGUUUUGCCCUUCGCCGUCUGCGGGGACCCCACACCCCCUACGCCUCUUACGCUACUGCAGCAACCGAAUCUCCAUCUCUCCGUCGCACAGUCCGUGUCGAAAAUCUCCCGGAAGGAUACAAUGUCAGCAACAUCGUCGAUACCGUGAAAGCCAACCCGGCAGAGACGAUAAUACCCGCGAAAGAUCAUCUCCUCGUCCGGUUCUUUGAUGAGGGAGCUGCCAGGCGCUGCGUCGAAGCGAACAAGGAGCUGUCAUUAAAAAUCGACGAGUCGACUUCACCGGCAUUGAACACCAUGACUGUGGCCAUGCUCGCAAAAUACAAUGCAACGCGCACGAUGCGGCUGCGUAAAGUUCCAGAGAGCUUUACCGAAUCCCAGUUCAACGAGAUCCUCUCCGCCCAUGGAGGAGUCGUCUCUUCGCGCUUUGACAAGUCCAGAGGGGGUAUCAUCGAAGCUCAGUUUUUGGAUAUGCCCCAGGCCAUCAAGGUAACCUUCCCUUGAAAAAUAUCUCAUUCCUGUGUACUAACCUCUGUAAAAAGGCACGGAUUGACUUUUCCAAAACGGGAGCUGUGCCGAGGUUUAUGGAUAGCGACCACUUCACCUAUCCAGAGUGGUACUCGAAGGAAGAUGAGCAGCCUAAUCAAGCACGCCUUGUAAAGAUUUCAGGCCUGAAAGACUAUGAGACACGGGAAAUGUGCGCACGCUGGACUGGAAAUUACGACAAUAUUCCUCCAGCGUCUUUCAUAACGGCCCGUUACUCCUCCCCAACGGUCAGUUCCUCCAUUGCCAAUCCGUCGACUGGUCUUUCUUACUUACAAAU